This is a messenger RNA of Solanum lycopersicum (tomato), 1348 nucleotides long. Its product is annotated as cyclic pyranopterin monophosphate synthase, mitochondrial. NCBI's taxonomy places the organism in Eukaryota, Viridiplantae, Streptophyta, Magnoliopsida, Solanales, Solanaceae. Gene Ontology annotation, biological process: Mo-molybdopterin cofactor biosynthetic process. The record is from RefSeq and is a predicted model, not a curated record.
AUAAAUUUAUGUGGCAACGUUUUCUAUUUUGAUACUCAUAACACGAAAUCACUUGAUAUUCAAUACUGAAAUUCAAAACAUCAUACUAAUUCUCCGGCUUCUCUAUUUUUAUAUUGGUACUUUCCGGCAACUCGAUCUCACCAUUUCUCGACGACCGGCACUAGCUCAGUUAAGGAUUUUUGUUGGAGCAGUUGAAUAGUCAUGUUUUCUCCUCGCGGAGUUGGAUUAAGAACAGCAUUACCUUUAUCAAGAAGGUUAUUUAGUAAUAGUGGUAGUAGCCAUGAUAUGUCUAAAGCUAUUUCCGAGCUCAAUCAGGAAAUGGAAUCUGUAUUUGGUGAACCUCCUCCCUCUAGCCUUUCUGGUUCCAUUGACAAUCAAAGUAUGACACAAGACUUGAAGCUUAGUACUGUAGAAAUGGAUGAUAAAAAAUCGUUUGCUGGAUUGACACAUAUUGGCAGCAAAGGUGAAGCCCAAAUGGUGGAUGUAUCUCUUAAAGAUAUUAGCAAGAGAGUGGCCGUUGCACGUGGCAAGGUUAUUUUAGGACAGAAGGUAUUUGAUCUGGUUUCAGCCAAUCAAAUGGGAAAAGGAGAUGUCCUGAGUGUGGCAAAAUUAGCUGGAAUUUGUGGAGCGAAGCAAACAAGCAAUCUCAUCCCACUAUGUCACAACAUCAACUUGACACAUGUUCGAGUGGACUUGGCUUUGAACCCUGAAGAAUUCAGUGUUGAAAUUGAAGGGGAAGCUGCCUCUGAUGGAAAAACUGGCGUCGAGAUGGAAGCCUUGACAGCAGUAACUGUUGCUAGUCUAACAGUGUAUGACAUGUGCAAGGCCGCUUCGAAGAAUAUCCAGAUUACAGAUAUCAGGCUUGAACGUAAAACUGGAGGUAAAAGUGGGGACUGGUCCAGGGACAAAUGAUCACAAUCUAAAGACAUGAGAAGGCAAGUGCAUUAACAGCAUGAAAGGCAGUGCUUGCGGUAAUGAUGUAUGUCACUUCCAUCAAAUGUCCCUUUUGCUAUAAAAUGUGGUAAUUCUGCAUUAGGAUAUAAGUAGAUAGCUAGUGAAAACACGGUCCGUCCAUAAAAAUAAAAUCGUGAUACUUCUGAAGUUGAUUUUACUUAGGAUCUGUUAAGUGUACGACAUUUGUUUGAGAACAUUUUCCUUGCACUCCUAUCUAUUGACUACUCUACUAAUUAUAUUGCUGUGGUUAAUUAGAUUUAGUUACAGGAGCAUAAAAAACUUCCACUAUGUUAGUUCUUUAAGUACCGCAAGAGCAACGUCAAGGCUUUCCUUCGACUGUGUUGGUAGUAUUUACUGUGUUAUCAUAUGUCACUGAAAGUAUUUGAUACUGUUA